AUGGCCGAACAGGAUAGGACAGUGGAGAGGGAGCAGAGUCACGACCUCGAACGUGUCGCUGACGAAAAACUUGACGCCGGCCUAGGUCCCGGCGGUCUUCGUACCGUCGAGCUGGGUCUUCCUGCCAGCGCAGUGGUCAGUUCCGUCAGCCCAGAAGAAGAGGCAAGGAUCUUGCGCAAGAUCGAUUGGCGACUUGUGCCGUUGCUGUCAUUUCUUUAUCUUGUCGCCUACGUCGACCGAAGCAAUAUCGGCAAUGCAAAAAUUGCUGGUAUGGCGACCGACCUGAAGCUCAAGGGGCUGAUGUACAAUACCGCACUUACCGUGUUCUUUGUUCCCUAUGGCUUGUUUGAAGUGCCAAGCAACAUCGUCCUAAAGCUGAUGCGUCCAUCAGUUUGGAUAUCCAUCCUGCUCUUUAGUUGGGGCCUAGUCAUGACGCUCAUGGGUAUCGUGAAAACCUACGAAGGCCUCGUUGCCGCGCGGUUCUUCCUAGGCGUGGCUGAGGCUGGCUUCUUCCCCGCGUCGACGUUUCUCCUGACGAUCUGGUACAAAAGAUAUGAGGUGCAACGGCGAAUGGCCUUCUUUUACGCCGCGGCAUCCCUUGCCGGCGCCUUCAGCGGACUUCUAGCAUAUGCGAUCGAGCACAUGGCUGGAAUCGCCGGUCUGAACGGUUGGAAUUGGAUCUUCAUCCUCGAAGGCAUCGUCCCAGUCCUCAUGUCACUCGUCAUCUGGAAAAUCUUGCCCGACAGCCCCGAGACGGCAGGCUUUCUCAAGAUUCACGAGAAGGAGUUCGUUAUCAACCGCAUCGCUCUGGAGACUGGCUCGGGCCACGGUCGCGUCACGAAUAUAGACCGCAUCCAGAUGAAGCACAUCACUGCAGCCUUCAAAGACUGGAGGAUCUGGUGCGCCGUCAUCUGCUUCUGGGCCUGCACCAUCUCAACUUAUGGUUUCACCGCAACCGUGCCCACCAUCGUCGAGCAGCUCGGGUACAAGAGCGCCCUAGCCCAACUGAUGACAGUCCCCAUCUACGUGGUAGCCAUGAUCUUCGUGCUCGGCUUCGCCUGGGCCAGCGACUACUACCAGCAGCGGACGCCGUUCAUCAUCGGCGGAUUCCUGAUCGGCAUCGUGGGGCUGAUCGCCGAGAUCGCCAUCCCGCACCCGCGCAUGACGGGCGUCUCGUACCUGUUCCUGUUCUUCAUCGCCGCAGGCCUGUACUCGCCCUUCAUCAUCCUGGUCGCCAUGAUCGGGAACAACCUCGCGCCCAGCAGCAAGCGCGCCGUCGGCAUGGCUAUCAUGAUCUCGGUGGGGAACUUUGGCGGUAUCGCGGGCAGCAAUAUCUUCUUGGCGAGACAGGCGCCCCGGUAUCCGGCGGGGUACGGUACUUGCCUGGGUAUCUUGGUUGCUGCUGUUAUUGCCGCCCUGGUGCUGAGGUUUGCGUAUGCGAGGGAGAAUAAGAGGAGGGAUGAGUUUAUGGCUGGCAAGACUGACGAGGAGGUCAGGGCUCUGUAUACGGAUCAGGAGUUGCUUGACCUGGGAGAUCUAAGCCCCUUCUUUAGGUAUACUCUGUGA
Phialemonium atrogriseum is the source of this 1566-nucleotide messenger RNA. RefSeq names its product major facilitator superfamily domain-containing protein. The transcript is spliced from 6 exons. Gene Ontology annotation, molecular function: transmembrane transporter activity. Bases 1 to 1566 code for a protein of 521 amino acids. NCBI's taxonomy places the organism in Eukaryota, Fungi, Ascomycota, Sordariomycetes, Cephalothecales, Cephalothecaceae. Gene Ontology annotation, cellular component: membrane. Gene Ontology annotation, biological process: transmembrane transport. The record is from RefSeq and is a predicted model, not a curated record.